Uloborus diversus is the source of this 1191-nucleotide messenger RNA. Its product is annotated as hormonally up-regulated neu tumor-associated kinase-like. Gene Ontology annotation, biological process: protein phosphorylation. The coding region runs from base 1 to 1191 and encodes 396 amino acids. Gene Ontology annotation, molecular function: ATP binding; protein kinase activity. The record is from RefSeq and is a predicted model, not a curated record. NCBI's taxonomy places the organism in Eukaryota, Metazoa, Arthropoda, Arachnida, Araneae, Uloboridae. The transcript has 9 exons.
AUGAUCAAAUACAAAAUUGGAUAUUACGAUGUCUCGGACGUCGUUUUAGGUAAAGGAAAUUUUGCCACAGUGUAUCUUGCUAUUCAUAAGGUUUCUGGCUGCAAGGUCGCUAUGAAAAUCAUAAAUCGAAAUGAUGUUAAAGAUGAAUACGUCGCUCGCAAUUUGCAUCGGGAAGCUAGAAUUUUGGCGAAAUUAAGGCAUCCAAAUAUAAUUCAACUCUAUGAAUCAAUGACGACAAAGGAUUUAUACUGCCUAUCUCUGGAGUUAAUCAAAGGAGUGACUCUUUACCAAUACUUUAAGAUAAAACUGGUACCUCGUCUUGAUGAAAACAAAGCAAAAUUGUUUUUCUACCAAAUGUUAGCCGCUGUUCAGCACAUGCAUCAUCAAAAGAUUUUACACAGAGAUCUGAAGCUAGAAAAUAUUUUAAUCGAACAUGAUCAAUUUGUCAAAAUAGUUGAUUUUGGUUUGAGCAAUGUUUAUUAUCCAAAACUAAUUCAGAGAACGCAUUGUGGGUCUAUGGAAUAUGCAGCUCCAGAGUUAUUCCAUCACAUAUCUUACAGUCCAGCCAUCGAUCUGUGGAGUUUGGGUGUUGUAUUGUAUUCAAUGGUGGUGGGCAAAAUGCCAUUUACUUUGCCUCGAAAUGGUCCUAUUUCUUCCCAGAGAAGGGAUUCCUUUGUAAAACGAAUCUCCAAAGGUUUAACUCAAGAAAAUUGGAGAGAAAUGGAUUUUUUGACUGAUGAAUGCUGGAACUUGAUACUCAGUUUACUCCAACCAGAUUCCUCCAGUCGAAUUCGAGUUGAAGCUGCGUUACAUCAUAAGUGGUUUAAGAACAAUUUUGAGUUGAGACACUAUCUUCCAGAAGUACGAAUAGAUCUCAGGAAGAAGCUAAGACCGGAAGUAAUAACCUACCUUUCUGACAAACUUUGCACGCCAGCAGAAAAAAUCUCCCGAAGUGUCAUCACCUAUCAACACAAUCACGUUUCAGCAAUGUACAACAUGACGCUGGACACCUUGGUAAAAGAGAUUAUACAUCCUCCAAGAGACAUUGAGCAAUCUUUUCUUGGUCACUUCGAACGUUGGAGGAUGACUAAGCUUCGCCCGAAUCGCAGCGACUAUGUUGAACCUGAUACUUACAUUAUUUUUAAGGGCAUUUCACAGUAUUUUAUGUUUGGAAAACUGUUAAUAGAUUGA